AUGCUUUCAUCUUGCCCCAAGAUUAUAUCUUGCAAGUUCACUAAGCAGAUUGGUGAACCAUCUCCCUACAAAAGGAUGGAGCUUCAGCAAGAAUUAAAUUUGAAGAAGGAGUCACCUAUGAAAUUCAGAAAUGUAGAUCCUGAAAAAGAGAUCAAGCAUUAUGAUUACAUCAAGAUUAUUCCAAUUAAGGAUCUAAACACAUCUUCAGGAGAAGACUGGCAUAUUAAAGCUAGAGUAAGAUUUCCAUUCAAUAAAUUUUAGAUCACAAAAAAAGGAAAUAUCAUUAGUUAUUAAGCAGGCCGUAUGUUUAAGAUUGAGAUCGUUGAUGUAGAGGGUACAUAGAUUGAAGGCACUUUCUAUAAGGAUUGCUUAGAUUUCUUCUUCAAUAAAAUUGAGGAAGGAAAAAUUUAUACAUUUACAUAAGCUUAAAUUGCUAAUGCCAACAAAAAGUUUACCUCUGUUAAAAAUGACUUCAGAAUAAUUUUUAAUCAGAAUUCAGUAAUUACUGAUUAUAUUGAGCCUAAAAAAGAAGAAAGCAAAGACAGUACAAAUACCGAAUCUGAGUCUGAAUAGAUAUUAAGAUACAAAUUCAAUUUUGUAUCAAUUUUUGACAUAAUGACAUCUAUACAUGACUUGAAAUAAAUUGAUGUCUGUGGGAUAAAUGUGACUAAAGACCCUAAAAAAGAUGAUAUUGAUGUGAAGUUUGAUUAUGGGAAGAAAACUUUAAAGGGUAGGUUAGUUUUUACCUUAGUGGACAAUACAAAUGAAGUUAUAAACGUUAAUCUCUGGGGUGAUUUAUCUAACAUAGAAAUAAAUGAAGGAGAUAUAGUUAUUAUAAAUGGGGCUAGGGUCAGCACAUUUGGAGGAAAAUCUUUAAAUUGCGGAAGUGAGUAUUGCAAGAUUAUCAUUAAUCCUACGAGAGAAGAAGUGUCAGAUAUCGAUAGAUACGUGGACUUAUCAAACGCCAAUUUAGUAGCAAAGCAUAGGAGUGCUGCAAAAGAGUAAUAAGUCACAUAGCUUGGCUUAGUAAUUGACAAGCUAAAAGAGGAUAAUCAAAAGUUAAUUUCAGAUGUUCUGGAUGAAUUGAAUUGUGGGUAUGAUGGAACUUUCAAAGAACAUAGUGAAGUCUAUAGAAACCCCACUCAAAUAUAUUGUUUAUAGGGAAACAUAAUAAAAUUUGUCUCCUCUUCAGACUCAAUGACUUACAUGGGAUGCCCGAUAUGUUGCAAAAAAGUAUAUGAUCAUCGACUUACUGGGUAUUAUUGCUCGACUUGUGGGAAAAUAAUAAAGGAAAAGUUCUUUUAUUUCAUACAUGCAAUCUUCCAAGAUUUUACAGGGAAAAUUAUAAUUGGAUUUUCUAAGGAGCAGGCUGACAUAUUAAUGGGAAACGUUGAUCCCUUGACAUUUAUAAAAAAGAUAAAGAAGUCUUUCAGAAUGGAAUGCGACUUCGAGGGAUGGUUAAAUGAAAAUAUUUACUUUAAGACAUAUAAGAUACUUGUUAAGGCAAAGAAUGAAUUAUAUCAGGGCACAAAUAGAAUCAGGUUUCAUGCCUUGGAUGUUGUGAAUAUCAGUACUGACUAAGUAAAAGCGUCAUUUAGGAAUGAAAAUUUGAUGUUACUGGGAACUCUUUAGCAAUAAAGUAAGAUAAGACAGAAAGAAGGCAAUCUUGAUGAAGAACAAUAAGAGAGUUAAUGA
Stylonychia lemnae is the source of this 1695-nucleotide messenger RNA. The record is from the annotation of a GenBank genome assembly. NCBI's taxonomy places the organism in Eukaryota, Ciliophora, Spirotrichea, Sporadotrichida, Oxytrichidae.